Messenger RNA from Microplitis demolitor, 1667 nucleotides. RefSeq names its product Na(+)/H(+) exchange regulatory cofactor NHE-RF1. Gene Ontology annotation, molecular function: protein-membrane adaptor activity; protein binding. Gene Ontology annotation, cellular component: apical plasma membrane. Lineage: Eukaryota; Metazoa; Arthropoda; Insecta; Hymenoptera; Braconidae. The transcript is spliced from 2 exons. The record is from RefSeq and is a predicted model, not a curated record. The coding region runs from base 695 to 1480 and encodes 261 amino acids. Gene Ontology annotation, biological process: protein localization to plasma membrane.
GGGGGGCAAGCUUACCUUCUUAGCCUUCUCUUUGCUCCUUGUCACGAGUCAGCGAGUGCCUCGCAUGGAUCAUUCGUCGUGUCUUCGGUGAAUGUCCGUCUGAACCAUACCGUAUAAUUAUUAUUACGUUAUACUAAAUAUCCUUCGAGUUGUGUUUAAUAAUUUUUUAAAAUUUAAACCUACGAAUUUACAUAAUCGAUCCUUGUGAGGAUUUUUUUGUUAUUGUUUAGUUAUUUAUUUUCUUAAUAAAUUUUAAAAAUUUUAAGUGAAGAAGAAUAAAAAUAGAAGAGCCGGCGAAGAUCGGUGUGACAGGUAGACUGCGAAAGUGAGUAAGAAAGAGAAAGAGAGAAAGUUGUUAAUGUUGAGAAGAGUCUGGAACUUUAAAAAAAAGUGGUGGUCAGCUAAUAGAAAAAAUAAAAUAAAAUAUUUAAAAACAGGGGAAUUUUAAAAGGAGAGAUACAACUUUACUAAACUCUAAAGCUGCCUUACACGUUAUUACAUUAUAAAUAUCAGUCUCGUUAAAUCAUUUAAUUAAAAAAGUGUACAGUUUAAUUAAUAGUAUAAUUAACUUUGAUUUACUGAUACUUUUUAUAAUUGAGUUCGCGCGCUUUUUUUUUUUAUUCUAAUUAAAAAAAAAAAAAAAUAGUGACGUAAGUGCGGAGUUUUGUCAGUGAAUAAAAUAAUAUUUAACAAGAUGUCGAUGAAAAAUGAUAAGCUACCGUGUGCACGUUUUUGCCACAUAGUAAAGUGGGAUGAUUUUGAUGGAUAUGGUUUUAAUCUUCACGCAGAGCGCGGCAAGGAGGGCCAAUUUAUUGGCAAAGUUGAUGAUGGGUCACCAAGUCAAGCUGCGGGAUUACGUCAAGGUGAUCGAAUUAUCGAAGUUAACGAAAUAAAUAUUAACAAUGAGACCCACAAACAAGUCGUUGAUCGUAUUAAAGCUUUUCCGAAUGAAACGAAAUUACUUGUUGUGGAUCAAGAGGCUGAUGAAUAUUACAAGGCCAACAACAUUAUUAUCAAGGGCACGAUGUCGGGCAUCAAGGUAAUCAAGACGCCCGAGAAGAAUCCAGCAAGUAUAGAACACGAGAGUCCUGAUGGAAGUAUUAGUUCUCUAAACGAUAAUAAACAUAAAUCAAAUAAAAAUAAUUCAAAUGAUACGAAUUCAAAUAGCGGCAGUACGGCCGCGUCAACGAAUGAAAAUAAUUCAAAAGAUGAGAAAAUAAACAAUAAUCAACAGCGAGAAAAUGGACGCAGUGAUAUUGAUAAUAACAAUGAUAAUUUAAUUACAAGUGAAACUGGAAGUGAUGCAACAGAACAGCACCUAAGCACGGGGAACGGAAAUGUAUCAGCGACUAAAGAAAGUCUUAAUCUCAAAAUGAGUGCCAAGGAAUUACGCGCUAAAUUGGCGGCACGUAAAAAAUAUGAUCCGAAAAAAGAAACACUUGGAUUCAAAGAUAAAUUUGAUAUUGUACAAAAAUUGUAGUAUUAAACUACACAUUUUGUUGUCUUCGUCGUAAGCAAAUAUAAUACAGAUAAAGUUGAAAAUUAAAAAAAAAAUUUUUUAGUGUAAUCAAUGAAAUUAAUGUUGUUUUAAUUUUCAUUUGUAAAUUAAUAAAUAUUCUUGUUUCGAUUAAAAUUAAAUGUUUGAAUAAAUUCUCAUGUAAUAUAGA